GAUGCAACAGAGCGUAAACCCGUACGAAGUCUGCACCACCCGGACGUCUUCUCGUAUAUAGUUUCGACCGCCUACAGUCUAUUCAACUGCGGUUACAUUGUUCAGGCCUACCCUGAAAAGCUUCACAAGCUAUACGAUUACACUGACAUGAUUCAGGUGUAGCCCCGCCAAACGUUCAGUGCACAAGCUGUACAAUUGCACAUACACAACUCGGGUGUAGUCAAUCGAUAGGUAUUGCCUCGCUAAAUCCGCAUUACCUUCCAGAGGAGAUUGCAUUUCUGAUGAGUGUUGUUUGCUGGUGAUUAUGUUAGAGGGACACUAGCUUGGCACUUGAUGCCACUGUGACAACAGUCUGUUCAUGCUUUGGGAGUUAUUGUCUACAUGCUGAAAUGCUUGGAUCGUCUUUGCUGAUCAUAUUGGUUUCUACAGUACAGUAUGUCCCAGUGUGCGAGUGGGGCAAGUAUGGACACAACUGUGACCGACUAUGUUCAGAUCAGUGUAGACUUCAUCCUGUCAGAAACCUUCGACACUGUCACAAAGAUACUGGGAAGUGUUCAGAAGGGUGUGUUCGUGGUCGGCAUGGUGACCACUGUGAUAAAUUUUGUAGCCCGAACUGUAUCAAAAACUCGUGCAUUCAACUCAAUGGGAAAUGCAACAUCGGGUGUAUGGAAGGAUACAGUGGAUAUUUCUGUAACAUAACAACAGUUCCUGCAGUACAGGGUGUCCCAGUGUGCGAGUGGGGUAGGUAUGGACACAACUGCGACCGACUUUGUUCAGGUGACUGUGGACUUUACCUUGGCACAAAGCUUCGACCCUGUCACAAAUAUACUGGGAAGUGUUUACAAGGGUGUGUUCGUGGUUGGCAUGGUGACCACUGUGAUCAACUUUGUAGCCCCAACUGCAUCAACACCAUCUGUAACCAAGGCAACGGGGGAUGUACCAUCGGGUGUAUAGAUGGAUACAGUGGAUAUUUCUGUAACACAACAGCAGUUACGCAAAAACAGACAACAGUUUCUACAGUACAGGGUGUCCCAGUGUGCGAGUGGGGCAAGUAUGGACACAACUGUGACCGACUAUGUUCAGAUCACUGUGGACUUUACCUUGGCACAAAGCUUCGACCCUGUCACAAAUAUACUGGGAAGUGUUUACAGGGGUGUGUUCGCGGUCGGCAUGGAGACUACUGUGAUCAACUUUGUAGCCCGAACUGCAUCAGCACUAUCUGCAACCAAGGCAACGGGGGAUGUACCAUCGGGUGUGUAGAUGGAUACAUUGGAUAUUUCUGUAACACAACAGCAGUUUCUACAGUACAGUAUGUCCCAGUGUGCGAGUGGGGCAAGUAUGGACACAACUGUGACCGACAAUGUUCAGAUCAGUGUAGACUUCAUCCUGUCAGAAACCUUCGACACUGUCACAAAGAUACUGGGAAGUGUUUACAAGGGUGUGUUCGCGGUCGGCAUGGUGACCACUGUGAUCAACUUUGUAGCCCGAACUGUAUAAGAAACUCGUGCAUUCAACUCAACCGGGAAUGCACCAUUGGGUGUAUGGAAGGAUUCAGUGGAUAUUUCUGUAACAUAACAACAGUUUCUACAGUACAGGGUGUCCCAGUGUGCGAGUGGGGCAAGUAUGGACACAACUGUGACCGACUAUGUUCAGAUCAGUGUAGACUUCAUCCUGUCAGAAACCUUCGACACUGUCAGAAAGAUACUGGGAAGUGUUCAGAAGGGUGUGUUCGUGGUUGGCAUGGUGACCACUGUGAUCAACUUUGUAGCCCGAACUGCAUCAAGACCACGUGCAAUCAACCCAAAGGGGCAUGUACCCUCGGGUGUAUAGAUGGAUACAGUGGAUAUUUCUGUAACACAACAACAGUUUCUACAGUACAGGGUAUCCCGAUGUGCGAGUGGGGCAAGUAUGGAGACAACUGCGACCGACAAUGUUCAGAUAAGUGCAGACUUCAUCCUGUCAGAAACCUUCGACACUGUCACAAAUAUACUGGGAAGUGUUCAGAAGGGUGUGUUCGCGGUCGGCAUGGUGACCACUGUGAUCAACUUUGUAGCCCAAACUGUAUAAUAAACUACUGCAUUCAACUCAACGGGGAAUGCACCAUCGGGUGUAUGGAAGGAUUCAGUGGAUAUUUCUGUAACAUAACAACAGGAUCACAGAUACAGACAACAGGUGAGGGUCACAUUACACAGAGUAUACAGUGGAUGUGGAUGUUACCUGUUGCGGUCUAUAUCUUUUCGACAAUUUGUUGAUGGAAGAGGAAGCCAAGGCGUUGUAAGUAAUAUAAUUCUUUUUCAUAUUUUACUUGAAGCAUACUUUGACAAUAUACAUGUAUGCAUCUUAGCAUCUUCUGUUGCAACCAGCCAUCUGGUGAGUUGUUGGGAUGUGGACGUUCUUGUUUCACAUUUACGACUGCCUCUGCACUAUUGCCAGAACCAGCAUGUGACGGCAAUGUCAUGUUCCUUGUCUGGGAAUCUAGCAAAGGGAAUUCACUAUUUCUCAGAUUAUUUGAGUAGAUAUUUUUAACAAUUCACACUGCUAUCUCUGACAGCGACGUAAUUCACCAUUCACUCAAGCCAACCACUUGGGCAGUUAGGUAAAUACAACACAACCAAACAACACACGGGUGAUAGUAUGUCACAUUAUAGAUGUCUACUGUAGCCACACACACAACGGUCUUUACCCCCAUGACAGCCACCCCUAGGUAUCUAAUGUAGCCACACACACAACAGUCUUUACACCAACGACAGCCACCCCUAGGUGUCUACUGUAGCCACACAAACACACACAACAGUCUUUACACUCAUGACAGCCACCCCUAGGUAUCUAAUGUAGCCACACAUGACACUCAUGACAGGCACACCUAGGUGUCUACUGUAGCCGCUCAGAAAACAGACUAUAACACCAAGACAGGCACCCCUAUGUCUCCACUGCAGUAACACAGACAACAGACAAUAACACAGAAAAAGG
Molecule: messenger RNA, 2970 nt
Organism: Haliotis rufescens (red abalone)
Lineage: Eukaryota; Metazoa; Mollusca; Gastropoda; Lepetellida; Haliotidae
Product: cell death abnormality protein 1-like
Exons: 10
Coding region: 390-2252 (620 amino acids)
Molecular function (GO): scavenger receptor activity
Source: RefSeq, a predicted model, not a curated record